This is a messenger RNA of Colletotrichum karsti, 3852 nucleotides long. Its product is annotated as calcium-translocating P-type ATPase. Gene Ontology annotation, cellular component: membrane; intracellular membrane-bounded organelle. Lineage: Eukaryota; Fungi; Ascomycota; Sordariomycetes; Glomerellales; Glomerellaceae. The transcript is spliced from 4 exons. The coding region runs from base 1 to 3852 and encodes 1283 amino acids. Gene Ontology annotation, molecular function: ATP binding; ATP hydrolysis activity; P-type calcium transporter activity. The record is from RefSeq and is a predicted model, not a curated record. Gene Ontology annotation, biological process: calcium ion transmembrane transport; intracellular calcium ion homeostasis.
AUGGCGGGAGGUCAUUCGCCAGUAAGGCGGCCACGAGCGCCUACCAUCACGCUCGACACAUCCGCCGUCAACGAUCAAGACCAACACGAAAACAUCUCAUCAUCGUCGCCGUCAUCCGAUAAUGGCGACGAGGUGAAUAAUACGUUAUCAGUGCCCACACGAAAGUCGCGGUCGCAGUCGUGGGACUCCAACAACACCACAUUGGCCAAAUCCAAAACCAACGACGGCACCGACAAGGGAUCCCCUACGGCCCAGCACUCCGGUUCGCCCAAGGCCUUCGGGGAUAACCCGGACGCCCUCGCGCCGAACCCCGGCGAGGAGGACUCCUUCCACGUCCAGAACAACCCGUUCGCGUUCUCGCCGGGCCAGGUCUCGAAGCUUAUCAACCCCAAGAGUUUAGACGCGUUUGUCGCCGUUGGAGGUUUGACCGGCUUGGUAAAAGGUUUACGGACGGACACCCGCGCGGGUCUCAGUCUCGACGAAUCGCGUCUCGACGGUGCCGUGAGCUUUGACGAGGCAGUUGCCGCCGGCAAGAAGAUCCACUCACCGACGGACGGCGCACCGGCGGCCCCACUUCAACAAGACGCCGCGCCGGGAGACGGCGCCGGCAAGGGUUUCGACGACCGCAAGCGCGUUUUUGGGCAAAAUAUCCUCCCUGAGAGAAAGUCAAAAUCGCUACUUCAGCUUGCUUGGAUUGCCCUGCAAGACAAAGUCCUUAUUUUGCUUAGCGUUGCGGCUGUCGUCUCCCUCGCACUGGGUUUGUACCAAACUUUCGGAGCAACACACCAUGGUGAUUCUACGGCCAAACUCGAGUGGAUCGAAGGUGUGGCCAUUAUUGUGGCUAUCACAAUCGUCGUCGUCGUUGGAUCCUUGAACGACUGGCAGAAAGAGCGCCAAUUUCGAAAGCUGAAUGAGAAAAAGGAGGAUCGCACGGUCAAAGUGAUUCGUUCCGGAAAGCCUUCAACCAUUUCGGUCCAUGACAUUCUGGUUGGCGAUGUUAUGCUCCUGGAGCAGGGAGACAUUAUCCCGGUAGACGGCAUCUUCAUCGACGGGCACAAUGUCAGCUGCGACGAAUCUUCCGCGACCGGCGAGUCGGAUCUGAUCAAGAAAGUUCCUGCGGGAGCCGUCAUGAAGGCUUUGCACGAGGACGAGGAAGUGAAUCCCAAGAAGCUGGACCCUUUCAUCAUUUCUGGAGCCAGAGUCUUGGAUGGCGUUGGAACAUUCCUCGUUACUGCCGUUGGCGUGAACUCUAGCCAUGGCAAGACCAUGAUGUCUCUUCGCGACGAUCCCGGCCUGACCCCUCUGCAACUCAAGCUCAAUAUUCUCGCGGGAUACAUCGCGAAGCUCGGCAGUGGAGCUGGUCUGCUCCUUCUGGCUGUUCUCACGAUCGAAUUCUUGGCCCAUUUGCCCCAGAACGACGAUUCGCCGGAGGAAAAGGGUCAACGCUUCCUUCAGAUUCUCAUCACGUCCAUCACCAUCAUCGUCGUUGCUGUCCCUGAGGGUCUGCCACUGGCAGUGACCCUGGCCCUGGCGUACGCCACGAAGCGAAUGACGAAGGAGAACAACCUUGUCCGUCACCUCCAGUCCUGCGAGACGAUGGGUAAUGCGACGGUAAUUUGCUCCGACAAGACUGGUACCCUGACGGAGAACGUCAUGACGGUUGUUGCUGGCACUCUGGGCACAGGGAAGCUGAGGUUUGGAGACGGAGAUGGCCAGUCUAGCUCAUCUGAUGAAGCCGAGCAGGAAAAUGUGGAGGUCGCAGGCGGCGACAAGAAGGCCGCAAGUCAAUCUGCGACUCUGAUCCCGAUGUCGAAGCUCUCCUCUUCCCUCGACUCUGACCACAAGGAGAUGAUCAAAUUGUCAGUCGCCAUGAACACGACGGCCUUUGAGACGGAGGAAAACGGGAAGCACGAGUUUGUGGGCACCAAGACCGAGACGGCCCUGCUCGACUGGGCUCACCGAUGCUUUGCCCUCGAGAAGCUCGCCAUCGAACGCGACAAUCACCCGGUUCAACAACUAUUCCCCUUCAACUCCAAGAGGAAGUGCAUGGGCGCCGUUGUGCGUCUUCCAGAUAACAAGUACCGUUUGUUCAUCAAGGGAGCCCCUGAGAUCCUCCUUGGGCAGUGCACUCACGCCGUUGCCGACCCGACGAAGGCACCUUCUUCCACCUCUAUGGAAACACAGCAGCAAGACGAAAUCCGACGCACUAUUUCCGAAUACGCCUCCCGAUCGCUCCGCACACUCGCCCUCGCCUACCGAGAUUUCGAGCAAUGGCCGCCAAGAGAGGCACGCAAGGAGGAAGGUUCGGACAACAUCGAGUUUUCUAGCAUCUUCAAAGGCUUGACGUGGUUGGGCGUCGUGGGCAUCCAGGACCCUGUACGAGCCGGUGUUCCCAAGGCCGUGAGCGACUGCGGUCUCGCUUCCGUGUCUGUCAAGAUGGUUACCGGUGACAACGUCGAGACUGCGAGAGCUAUUGCGAGGGACUGUGGUAUUCUGACCGAGAAGGGCAAGGUCAUGGAAGGAGUCGAGUUCCGCCGCAUGGGCGACCGGGAGCGAACCGCGAUUGUCAAGGAUCUUUGCGUGUUGGCGCGGUCGAGCCCGGAAGACAAGAAGAUACUCGUCAAGGCGUUGCGAAGCUUGGGAGAGGUCGUCGCCGUCACGGGAGAUGGAACCAACGACGCGCCUGCCCUGAAGUCCGCAGAUGUCGGCUUCUCUAUGGGCAUCACGGGAACUGAAGUCGCCAAGGAGGCUUCGGAUAUCAUUCUCAUGGACGACAACUUUUCGUCCAUCGUCAAGGCCUUAUCCUGGGGUCGCGCCAUCAACGACGCUGUCAAGAAGUUCUUGCAGUUCCAGAUCACCGUCAACAUCACCGCAGUCGUCCUCACAUUUGUGACGGCUGUGGGUGACGCUGAGCAGGAACCCGUCUUGAACGCCGUUCAGCUUCUCUGGGUCAACCUCAUCAUGGAUACCUUCGCAGCCCUCGCCCUGGCCACCGAUCCUCCGACGGAAAGCAUGCUUCAUCGCAAGCCCGACGCCAAGACAGCUCCCCUGAUCAACACGCCGAUGUGGAAGAUGAUUAUUGGUCAAUCCAUUUACCAGUUGAUCGUCACCCUGAUCUUGCACUUCGUCGGCCCUAGCUUUCUCAACUACCCCAAGGAACAGCAGAAGACGCUCGUCUUCAACGUCUUUGUCUUCAUGCAGAUCUUCAAACUGAUCAACAGCAGAAGGAUCGACAACCACCUGAACAUUUUCGAGGGCAUCACCAAGAACAAGCUCUUCUUCCUCAUGAUGGCUAUCAUGGCUGGCGGACAGGUCCUGAUCGUGUUCGUCGGAGAUGCCGCCUUCAAGGUCACCCGUCUUAAUGGGCCUCAAUGGGGCAUCUCCAUGGUCCUCGGCAUUCUCUCCAUCCCGGUCGGUGUGCUCAUCCGUCUGGUCCCCGAUUCUUGGUGUGUGACCCUUGUCCGGCCCAUCGGCAAGGUGUGGGCCAAGAUUCCGAAGUGGAAGCGCAAGAAGAAGACCGACGACGACGAGGACGCGGAGCAACUGGGCGGCGUCAAGGAGGCGCUGCUGGAGAUCCGCGAGGACCUGGCCUUCCUGAAACGCAUCAAGGGAGGACGAAUCAACCAGAUCAGCGAGGUCAUCAUGAAGCCCCGCGAGUACCGCGAGCGCACACGCAGCCGGAGCGGCUCGAGAUCAUCUAGUCGACAUAACGCGUCGCCUAUGAAGGCCGCUCUGGGCAUGCCUGGCAUUGUCGCAGCCAGCGUUGGAGGACUAUCGCCGGUCGAGAGGCCAGUAUCGAACGACCGCCGCACAGAGGAAGGCGGCAACGGGGAAGAAGGCCGAAGCAACUGA